CUUUCCCAUUCUCCCUUUGCCAGGUAGGAGAAGGGUGACCUGGCAUGGAAAAGGAGGCAGCGGUAGCUGUAGUAUUGACCCCUGUCCUUUAAAAUUCCUACGCCAGCACAAUUUCCCAGAAGCUUUCUAGGUGUCCUCAGACUUCACCCCUUUUGUCUUCAGCUUCUGGUUUCUGACUGUACCGUUUAAAUCUCGCGCGCUUUACAAGGAUUGGCUACAUUCGCGGGUGGUUGGCCGUCUCCGCGCUACCCCUCCUUCUCGCCUUUUCUCCCCGGGCAAAAGGUUUUCAAAUUCGACCAAUCAACGGGCGCGCUACCUCAGUAGAGGCGCGACACCCAAGGGUUAAUCGCAACCAAUCGGAGGAGGGUACUGGAGAAAAUAGCCAAUCAGGAGGGUGCGGAGGUGUGUCCUGGGGGUUAUAAAGACGGCCUCUCGGCGCGCGCGCGCACGACAGUAGUUGGACUGCGGAGGGUGUUUGUCGUGCUGUCUCUGAGCCGUUGCGCUUCACCGGUCUACCUCGCUAGCAUGUCGGGCCGCGGCAAGACUGGCGGCAAGGCCCGCGCCAAAGCCAAGUCGCGCUCGUCGCGUGCCGGCCUCCAGUUCCCCGUGGGCCGCGUACACCGGCUGCUGCGGAAGGGCCACUACGCCGAGCGCGUUGGCGCCGGCGCGCCAGUGUACCUGGCGGCAGUGUUGGAGUACCUCACCGCUGAGAUCCUGGAGCUGGCGGGCAAUGCGGCCCGCGACAACAAGAAGACGCGGAUCAUCCCCCGCCACCUGCAGCUGGCCAUCCGCAACGACGAGGAGCUCAACAAACUGCUGGGCGGCGUAACGAUCGCCCAGGGAGGCGUUCUGCCCAACAUCCAGGCCGUGCUGCUGCCCAAGAAGACCAGCGCCACCGUGGGGCCGAAGGCGCCCUCGGGCGGCAAGAAGGCCACCCAGGCCUCACAGGAGUACUAAGAGGGCCCGCGUCGCGGCCGGCCGCCAGGCCUCCCCAUGCCACCACAAAGGCCCUUUUAAGGGCCACCACCGCCCUCACGGAAAGAGCUGAGCCACUUCAAACUGCGGAGCAAGCGGGCCGCGGCUCUCGCCUCCCUUCCCCUCCCCUCGCCCGCCGCCCGGCCUGGAGUCCCCGUCCGCCCCCGCUCCUGGCCCGCACCCCCUGCCGCGUCGGCCUCGGGCCCUGCCAAGUCCGCCGGCCGGUCUCCGGUAGGGCUGGGGCGCUCUUCGGUGACCGCCGUGGUGCGGAGGACCCGAGCCUGCCGGGGGGAGACCGGCGACGCAGCACCUGCCCGCCUCGGCGCUCGUGACUCAGCCGCCCCAUCCUGAGUCGCUGAGGGGCUGCGGGGAGGCCGCAGCACCUUCUGGAAGACUUAGCCUUCCUCUCUGACGCAGGGCCGAGGUGGGCAGCCCAGGCCGAGAGGCCGGCGGCCCUGAAGGUGAGUGAGUCCCUCGGCAGCUGCAGCCGGGGCAUCUGGUCCUCCCCCGUCGUGGUGCUUAGCCCAGGACUUCCAGACGUGGCCGCUGGCCUGGAGGCUUUGGAGGGAGAGAUACGCUCGCUGAUUUCCGUCUGGCGCCCCCUCUGCGGCCAGGACUCAGGCUUUUCACGUCAGAUCUCCAUCUUCAUUCAUAGGUCUGCCCUGGGGCCGGGACGAAACACUUGGUAACAGGCACAUCUUCCUCCCGAGUGACUGCCUCCUAGGAGGACAUUUGGGGGAGGGUAGAGGUCUGCAGUUCGGCUUCACGGCUGGCUAUGUGGACAGCAAGAGUCGUUUUCGCAGAAGCCAACUGGCAGCCAGGCCUGUCAGGCCUCCCCACGCUGCCCCAUUUCCCUUCCAGCAAACUCGACUCGGCAAUCCAAGCACCUAGAUACCAGCACAAGUUGGUUAAUCCCUUUCUGGACUGAGCCUCUGUUGGCUUCCGAACUGGAAUUUUGCAGCUAACCCUUCCAAGACUAGAACCUGAGGCAUUGGGGAGUUUUAGAUGGACUAAUUUUAUUAAAGGAUUGUUUCUUUUUUAAA
Molecule: messenger RNA, 2018 nt
Organism: Sapajus apella (tufted capuchin)
Lineage: Eukaryota; Metazoa; Chordata; Mammalia; Primates; Cebidae
Product: histone H2AX
Exons: 1
Coding region: 526-957 (143 amino acids)
Biological process (GO): DNA damage response
Cellular component (GO): nucleosome
Molecular function (GO): structural constituent of chromatin; protein heterodimerization activity; DNA binding
Source: RefSeq, a predicted model, not a curated record